Messenger RNA from Phaedon cochleariae (mustard beetle), 1296 nucleotides. NCBI's taxonomy places the organism in Eukaryota, Metazoa, Arthropoda, Insecta, Coleoptera, Chrysomelidae. The record is from the annotation of a GenBank genome assembly.
AUGAAAGAAAGAAGUCAAGAAAAGUGUAAAUCUGUUCCCAAAGAAGAUCUAUCUAAUCAAGAAGACGAUUCUGGUGAUGAGGCAGAUGAAACAUCUAGUGUAGGCAGUACUUCAACCACAGAUAACACAUCUAGGAGUGCUACACCCACAAACAGAACUCGCAAAGGACGUAAGGGUAAAAAACGCAUCAGCAACACUCCGAAAAUAUUGAAACCUAUCUACAAAUUUUCUUGCAAUAUAAAAGAAGACCAUGGACAGCCACUAUUUGGAGCACAAUUCAAUCAUCAUCUCAAAGAAGGCCAACCUUUUAUUUUUGCUGCUGUUGGUAGCAAUAGAGUUAGCAUCUAUGAGUGUCCUGAAGGAACUGGUAUCAAACUGGUUCAGUGUUAUGCAGAUCCUGAUCUUGAUGAAAACUUUUACACCUGUGCUUGGUCCUAUGAUGAAGAUUUGGGGAAGCCCCUACUGGCAGUGGCAGGCUCCAGAGGGGUGAUUAGAAUCUUGAAUCCAGCCACAAUGAGUUCAAUCAGACACUAUAUUGGCCAUGGUCAUGCCAUCAAUGAGCUAAAAUUCCACCCAAGUGAUCCCAAUUUAUUGUUAUCUGUUUCUAAAGAUCACUCUUUGAGGUUAUGGAACAUAAAGUCUGAUGUUUGCAUUGCCAUAUUUGGGGGUGUUGAAGGACAUAGAGAUGAAGUACUCAGUGCAGAUUUUGACUUGUUAGGAAAUAGAAUUAUGUCUUGUGGAAUGGAUCAUUCUCUGAAAUUGUGGAAAUUGAAUAAGGACACUAUGAAAGAAGCUAUUAAACAGUCUUUCCAUUGGAAUCCAAAUCGAAAUUCAAGGCCAUUUGAUUGUUUGAAGGAGAAUUUUCCGGAUUUCUCUACAAGGGAUAUACAUAGGAAUUAUGUUGAUUGUGUGAGAUGGUUUGGUGAUUUUGUACUGAGUAAAUCUUGUGAAAAUUGCAUAGUAUGUUGGAAACCUGGUAGGUUAGAUGAUGAAAACCUUAGAAAAGGAGAGACAAGUUCAACAGUCAUCCACAGGUUUGAAUAUAAGGAAUGUGAGAUUUGGUUUGUAAGGUUUGCAAUGGAUUUUUGGCAAAAGAUUCUGGCAUUAGGCAACCAAACAGGAAAAGUUUUUGUAUGGGAUUUAGAUUUUUCAGAUCCAGCACAGGCUAAAUGUUAUACACUGCAUCAUCCCAGAUGUACUACUGCCAUAAGACAGACAUCACUCAGUAGAAAUGCCAACAUUCUUAUAUGUGUUUGUGAUGAUGGCACAAUUUGGAGAUGGGAUAAAAUAGCUUGA